Molecule: messenger RNA, 2204 nt
Organism: Gossypium raimondii (Peruvian cotton)
Lineage: Eukaryota; Viridiplantae; Streptophyta; Magnoliopsida; Malvales; Malvaceae
Exons: 7
Coding region: 144-1073 (309 amino acids)
Biological process (GO): double-strand break repair
Cellular component (GO): site of double-strand break; nucleus
Source: RefSeq, a predicted model, not a curated record
CCUUUCCUUUCCCUCCUUUUCAACUUUCCCUCUUUUUCUCCAAAUCCAAACAUCCUGUAACUAUUUGAAGAUUCGAAAAGAAAAAAAAAAAAACUUGGAAUCGAAUAUAAUCUUUGCUAUUUUUUUAUUGAAAUUGGUGAAGAAUGGAAGAAGAGAAGGAGAAGAAGAGGUGGAGUGUUGCGUACACCAAGCACAUCAAACAGAAGCGCAAAGUUUAUCAUGACGGUUUCUUAGAUCUUCACAUUUCAUCCAACAAGUUGAUGUUGUACGAUGAGUCCGACAAGCUUCUGGAAUGCAGGAUGUUGAGAAGAGAUGAAGUUGUUAGCUCUGCCCAAACCCUCACUUUCGCUGCAUAUUUUGUUGACGUUGGCCUUCUCCAGUCUCCUUAUCUUAAUUUUUCAGAUGCCAGAAAAAAGAGCAAUGAAGUCGAGCCAAUUGAUCGAAGUCUGAGCCCUUCACAAAAGAUAAUCAGAGAGUUCAAGAAGAAUGAACUUCAAAAAUAUGUUGCUCAGCAAACUGGUCCAACUACAACGAAAGCUAGUGUCACAGAAUGGCAGGUCUUGUAUACUACACAAGUAACUCAAAAGGCCAAGAAGUACCAUGAUGGUUUCUUAAAACUCGUAAAUUCUGCAGCGCUGCAGAGACAGAUUAUGUUAUAUGAUGGAAGCAAGAAACUAAUAAAUAGCAGAUUCCUCAAUAAAGAUGAAGUAAUACAAUCUGGUGAAUCAAUAACGUUUGAUGCUCAUUUGGUAAAUAUUGGAGAAGCUGAAGGAAACCAUCCAGGCCUCAUGAACUCUGAUGCCCAUGUAAGCAAUUAUAAUGCUGCUGGUAAAACAGAGAUGAUCCACAGAGUGCAGAAUCGUCUUAAAACCCACAAAUCGUUUUUGAAAGGGAAACCUCAAAAAAUUGCUUCUUCAAAGGUAUAUUCAGAUCCCAGUUUUAGCAUCCCAAUUAUUGCUGAGACAAAAUCAAGCCAGAAUAUAUCUGCAGACAAGCCUUUACGUGAUGGCAGGACAUUGCUUUGUAUUUCUUGUCACGCUCAUCACUAUGUUGCCUUAUCUGAGCAAUGGUAGGAUUUGCUCUCAAGGGUGGUGGCUCCUUGUCUGUUUCAACUAUAUCCCACAAGUCAUAGGCCUGGAGGUAAGUCCUCAUCUUCACUACCCAAAUGUGGUAGUUCUCUCCAAGAAAGACAAGUGGUGGAGGUGGUGAGAAGUUUGCUGAGGACAUAUCUAACAACAAGAAAGAAAGCAGCUUUUGUCUUUCUCAGCAAGAAACAUAAACAAAAAAUAGUGGCCCUCAAAGACAACAGGUUCUUGGUACCAUUUGUUGGUGUUUUUCAAAGAAGAAAGUAGAGAACUUAAAAAAGAAAAAACGAGCAGCAAAGGAAUGAAAAACAGAUUUCAUUCCAUUCAAUUUAAGUCAAUCAACUUACCAAACACUAACUACUACCACUAAGUAAACUUGAAACUUGUAAAACAUUACUUGUAUACAUAGAUAAGCGGACUAAUCAGCUCAAUCAGCACCUAAACACCAGUACAUGACCAAACUAAACUUCAAAACUUGACAAAAAACAAAGUCACAAAAGAACUAAGUAAAUCAGCGUGCAACUAGUUACAUUCUGCAUGCAUCAAGUUGACUGCAGCUGCAUGGUUGGCCAUCGUGGAACAGUAUGGAGAUUCUCUCACUUGGCCCAUGACUAGCUUGCGUGGUUGAUUUGCAAAUUAUUGGUUAAUUUAUUCUUCUGUCCUGUGCAAUGUACACGAUACUAUAUUAUGUAAUAUUUUGGUAUGUGGUGCAUAUAUGCUACUUUCUGCUUGGAUAUAAACUUUGACAAUCGCUUAAAAUAUGCUUGCUAGGGCAAAACAAGUUUUUUUUUUCGGGGGAAGCAAUGCAUGAUUUUGAUUAGUGCUGCACUGAUGUCAUAAGGAAUUAAUCUUUUGUUUUGUCUCUGCAGCUACUCAAAUCCUGUCCAUCCUCCGGAAACCUAUGAUACAAGUGGGCAUAACCACACAAUCUACUGAUAAGAACGUCAUGAAUCCAGUCAGCCCUGUGAAGGAUCCUUAAAAUUCAUAUUUGACUAAAAACUUUCUUGAAUGUAGCCAGCUACAAGAGAUAUCAAUAGCACAUCAUGGAUCAAGUGGGAAAUUGGAUAAUAUCAAAUCAAAUGAAUGCAUAGACAUAAAAAUUCCCCCUGAUAUCUAUUC